UCCGACCCCCCUCCCCUCCUCUCUCAUCUUUAGCUGUACCGAGUGUUUGAUCGAUCGGAAGCGUUGAGACGAGUAACGUUUAUUCCUCGGUUUCAGGGUUUCUUGGCUGGUUUUUGACUCCCCCUCCCGUAGAGCCUGCUGUUGACCGUGAGGAAUUUGCUUCGCGUGUAAUUUCCAGGCGCCAGAUUUAUCGAGCACAAAGUUGACAGGCAAGCUAGCUAGCUAGCCACCUAGCUAACUCUUGGCUAGCUUACUCGCUAACUAGCUUGCAGUGCUGGUCGGAGGAGCCCAUUUUUUGCAGACAGUUUUGGGGGGCGUCGUUUUGUCAUUGCACUGCAACUGGUCGUGGCCAUUCCCCCUGAAAUCUGAAGACUAUUUGCGGUGAGGUUUAGAGCGGUAAGCCGGUUGCUCCUAGCUAGCGUGCUCGAUAUAGCCUGCUAGCUAAUACCCUGCGUAUUUAGCCUGGAAGCCAACUCAAGGCCUCAGUCCAGCACCACCAUCAGCUGCCACUACCACCACAGUAUUUGCAUUGCCGUGCAGUGAGAGUUGACAGCUUACUUGGUGACAGAGAGACUUCUCCCUGAGGAGCCAAGAAGCAGACGGCUCAUGACUUCUGACCAGGACACGAAAGUUGUAGCUGAACCACAGGUGCAGCAAGUACAAGAGGCAAAAGAGAACUCUCAUUUGGAAUCCGCCAAGGUUUCAGACCUCAACCCCAAUGCGAAAGCAUGGGCCAACCACAUGUUUAGCCUGGACCCCAGCGGAAGUGCUGACACCACAACUGCUGCCCUGCAGCCAUGGAAGGAAGGCUGCGAUAGUUCGGCCGACCCCGGCCCAGAAGGCUUUGAAGCCAGUGAAGACAAGGCUUUCAAGGAGCCCCUACUAACUGACCCAGAUGAGCCUCCACCGGUGCCAGCCCCCGUGGCCUCCGUCACCCUGGAGUGCUCCGAGCCAACGUACACAGAAUACCCCGAGCCUGGGCAACCAGGGCGCACAGGUAGUGAUCCCCAGCAAGAGAGUCCCCAGGAGGGUUUGAGGGAGCACCUGAAGAAGACCUUGGAGUUCUGUCUUUCCCGGGAGAAUCUGGCCAGUGACAUGUACCUCAUCUCCCAGAUGGACAGUGACCAAUAUGUGCCAAUUGUGACGGUGGCCAACCUGGACCAUGUCAAAAAGCUCAGCACUGACGUGGAGCUGAUCGUGGACAUUUUACGAUCUCUGCCAUUGGUCCAAGUGGAUGAAAAAGGGGAGAAGGUGCGACCCAAUCAGAACCGCUGCAUCGUGAUCCUCAGAGAGGUUCCUGAGAGCACGCCCAUAGAGGAGGUCGAGGCUCUUUUUAAAGGGGACAACUUACCCAAGUUCAUCAACUGUGAAUUUGCCUACAACGAUAACUGGUUCAUCACCUUUGAAUCAGAAGCAGAUGCACAGCAGGCAUAUCAGUAUCUCCGGGAGGAGGUGAAGACCUUCCAAGGGAAGCCUAUUAAGGCGAGGAUAAAGGCGAAGGCAAUUGCUAUCAACACUUUCAUGCCAAAGAACGGUUACCGGCCGGUGGAGGUGAACCCGUACGCCCAGCAGCGCUACACAUCCUACUACAUCCCACCGGUUUACAGCCCCCAGCAACAGUUCCCCUUAUACAGCCUCAUCACACCACAGGCCUGGUCGGCCACACACAGCUUCAUCGACCCCACACUGGUUGCACCAUUUCACAACAACCAGUUCAUCAAUGGAUUUACCACAUCACACAGUUUCAAACCAGCGACGUCCCCGCUCACAGUCAGACACUACUCGCCCAGGAACAGGAAUCACAGUAAACCUCACUUGAGGCCAACCAUCCCCACAGCGGACCGCAGCACGGGGCUCCUGGACAACCCGGGUCUCUUCCCCAGCUUCCCCAGCGAGAGGCUCAACGGGGUUCGCAGCAGUCCGCCAACACGACUCCCCACCAGCCAACCCAGAACCAGGUUACCCUCCACCGCAGCCUUCCCCCGCAGGGACACCGUGGGCACGGGGCGAGUGACCGAGCCCACAACCCCAGACUACUCCCUGGGUAUCGGCCGAGGAAGGAAAAAUGUUUCUACUUCUAGGAAAAAGAGGGACGAAAAGUUUACAAGAGUGACGCCACAGUCGCCACCUCCUCCUCCCAAACCUCCGUCUCCUAGCUUUGAGCUAGGUCUCUCCAGCUUCCCUCCCCUUCCCGGAGCAGCCGGUCAGCUCAAAACAGACGACGUAUUCGACAACCGGCUAGCCAGCAGUGUAGUUGUCGGAAACGCCAAGGAACGGAAUGUAAUUGCUGAUUCCAGUACUGGAGGAGUUCCCUCUCCAGCAGGCCCCAAAGAGCCUCUUCGGUCCUCCACCUCCCCAAUGCCCACAAGCUUCCAGCCCUCGCCGACUACCCCGUCCCCAGCCUCUGCCCCGAUCCUGACCCCAGCCGCCGGUCCACCACACAGUCCCGCUCCCUCCCUCCCAGCAGCGGAGGUGAAGGUGACGGAGGUGAAGCCGAAGGAGGUGCAGAUGUCUGUGGAGCGAGUUCCUGGCACUCUGUCCACUGCAAGCAAAUCAGUGCAAGUCAACGGUGCUGCCACAGAGCUGAGGAAGCCUUCCUAUGCUGAGAUCUGCCAGCGGGUGAAGGACGCCCCGACAGUACAGCAACCACCGACCCCUAAGGAAGCCAAGCCAGCCUGCGCUGCCCCCGCAGGCGAGGAGAGGAAGUGCUCCGAUGCUGCCACCCCUGCAGGGGAGGCCAAGGCCAGAGAGACAUACCCUCCCUCCUCCAAACCCGGCUCGGCUGCCGUCACCCCGGGCAGACCCCCGAGGGAGGCCCGAAGGCCGGGCGGGCGGUGGGCCUCCCCACCCCCACACCCAGGGAAAACCCCCAGCAAAGAUCCCCACCACACCCCACCAAAGUCCCCGCAGUAGGGCAACUCCCUGCCCCUCCCUGAGUCCUCCAACCCCCCAACUACGCUCCACAGAUGCGUUUAAAAAGAGGAAAUAUAAGUCAGGGCUACUCAAUACUUAUAUCCCAGAAUCACCAGUCACAACAAGAAUAGAGGACGCCUUCUUUUCUGGAUCAGGGCUUGCAGACAAAAAGCACUUUAUUGUGCAUGUAGAGCACCGUUUCAUUCUUUUUAUUCUAUUUAUUUGCCUUUUUUAUUUGUCAGUUUUAUUUCUCCUUUUCUCUUUUUGCAUUACGUAGUUGUGUCAGCCUAUAAGUCGGCACAGACAACACUGAAAUUUAUUCAUUCUGUCCAAAUGGCCUUGUGGGAUUAAAUUAGUCUUGUGUGCGAAGCAGCAGGGCAUUGUUGGAAGCCACCCCAGUGGAUGAUGGGAAAGAGUGCGUACAACAGACUCCACCUUGUUUGGCUCUCAUAGUGAGGGGUUUGUUUGCAUGUUGAGUGGCACCGUUGUGCAACUUCAUGUAGCUUAAUUAUGGGUCAUAAUUAGCAGAUGUGUUUUUCAAUACAUAUUCAUAUCCAUAUGCAAGACUUAACAUCUAAAUGUCACCACAACGAGAUUCAGAUCCUUUUUGGUGUACAUUGCCUCAAACUGAGUUUUUUUGUUUUGUUUUGUUUUUUUCUCCCCAGAUUUAUUUAUACUAGAUGACUCUUGUUUGUUGUUUUUGUUUUCUUCAGCAGCUGAGCUUUGUCUGUGAACUUUUGGUACCGUUACUCCUGGUAAUCAUCGCUGGGUGUCGCCUCAGCGAUUUCUUCCUCUGAUCAUUCUCUCUGUAAAGAAUCGCCUCCCUCUGCUGUGUUAUUGAUUUUACUGUUUGCUAACACUGCUAACUAGCUAGCUGUAUUGCUUAGCUUGUAUCUAACGGCUGUGAUGUGAUAUCAGUGCUGUUUUUAGCAUCGGACAAGAAGGGCAUGUGGAUAUCUGCAACCAAAAGACAAAUUGGGCAUUGAGGCACCUGUUGUCACCCAAGAUAUGUUUGUUGAGAAAGUCUUGAAGUGGAUUAAGGUGUGUGUUUCUACAGCUCACAGUGUGUGUAAAGACAUUUAAAGAAUCGGAGGAAGCUAAAUUUUCUCAGCAUUGCAUUUUUGGGGAAAGCAGAGCAAGCUUUCACAGCUGCAACACUCUCUUCUCAUUUCCUAAUAAAAACUGUGGAAUAAAACUUUAAUCAGGCACAUACUGUCGAAGGAAGACAUGGGGAGGAUUGUCGGCCGACAAAUUUAAAAUUCAGUUGUGACAAUAAAAUGUCCGCUUCCUGUCUGAAGCGGUUCAGUUCACUCUGGAGUUGUGAUCAGGAGGGAGGAAGUUAACACUAGCUAGCAUUCAUUUGCUCGGUCUCUGUAUCAUUGUGACAGAUGACCAGCUGUCAUAAGGAGGAAGCGUUCUUGUUCUGAACAUCUGCUGAGACAACGUGACUCUUUAGGGGACAUAAAGUGUUAGUUUCCUGCACUCAAGAGUUGAGUUUGGGUACAGAGAGGUGGCAGUGGGAUGUUUCUUGUUUUUCUCCUCUAGAAAUGGUGCUAGAUGUCGAAUCCUGGAACCUGUUACUACAGCUCAUCUGAUAUUGUAUGUAGAAAAUACUUGAUUCACGUCAACAGAACUUAAUUUGCACUGUAAGCGUUCUCUCAGACUCACAGGCAAAUGUGUAAUUUGAUUAUCAUACCUGAAGCGAAAAAGGGAAUUGAUCCUGAAGGGAGGGGGAAAAAAAAACUGCAAAUUCAGUUUUCCAGGAGCAAAUGAACCCUGCAACACCAUCCCUGUAGACACAAUCGCUGAAGCCUUUUUGUUUUUUCGUUGUCGUGCCUUGUGGAUGCCUGUUGAACACACUGGUGAAGGAUGGACGUUUGUGCAGCGUCACAUGACUUUACAGAUUUAUCUAGCUUGUUGUAUUUUUGACUGCUCGUUGCGGAUGCUAAUAUUUAUUUUUGCUGACGGACUUGGUGCUCGCACAGGUAUGCAGUGGUUUGGAUUUUGGCCUCUGGUUCUGUAUCAAUGAGGAUUUUCAUGGAGAGAGUGGUUGUAAAACUGUUGAGUUGGAAAGUGAGAUGGUUGGAUAGACCUAGAAUGUUUUAUAAAAACAAAAAGCUGAUGAAGGUAAAUGAUGAGUGGGUUUUUUGGAAUGUAGUUUGCCAUGUUGGAAUGUGAAAGGGAUUUUGUCGGGAGUCCCGUUGGGGCUCGUGUUAAACCAAACAUCCUUUAAAUAAUUAGGCGUUUAACAAACAGGCAGACAAGAGCAGUUGGGUUUACAGCAGGAACACGAUGAGGGAAAUCUGAAACAGUCGUGUAAAAUCCAUCCUCAGGAUGAAAAUGUUCAGCUUCUCCUUCUUCUUCAGCGCACAGUCUCUACCACUGGGGUUGUCUGUUGUUUGUUUUGUUUUACUGUCAGCAUCUUCCGUCGUCUGUUUCUUCUAGUUCGAGUUUUCACACUUUGAUUUAUCCUGAGUUGUUUCUUUUUUUAAAAAAAAAAAAAAAAAAAUAGAAAAGAUUGACCAAAGCACCGCAGUCCUUCUUACUACUUCACUCCUGUUUUCUGGGGAUAAAUUGCACCUGGCGAGUUAAAUUUAAAGCACAGUGUAAAGGAAACCAACCUUUUACAUCCUUUACUCACCUUGAGCCCACAGAAUGUGCUUCAGGAUGGAGAAGCUAACAGUGCAGGCUCAAUGGGACUCAAAUCGAGCGGCAUUUCGGAUGACAGCUGUUUGUUGGGGAGCUGGUGGAACAUUUCGAUUCCUCGGUCAGAGUGAAGUAGCAAGAAUUCGAAUGCAGGGAGGAAACUUGUGUUAAAUUAAAGGUUUGGUUGGGAGGUCUGUCUACUGUAGCAGCCACUCUGACAGAUAACCAACCAAGUCUUGGAUAUCUUACUGUUUUCUAAAAAUGUAAUUGGCUGGUAAAUUUGUAAAAAUGAUUGAUACAGGAGUUUUGAAAAGACUCGAAAUAACAGAUGAAUGACAAAACUGUAAGUAGGAAAUGUCAAUAGUUAGUUUUUUGGGCAGCGUAACAGAAUUGAAGUGAGUUUCCCUCCCUGAUCAUCAGUUGUGUGCUUGGGUUUAAUCUUUUAUCACCUCAGAUGCAAAAACACCCUUAUAAAAACCACUGUACUAUACACAAUAUCUGUUCUGGGGGAAACACAAACCUGCACGACAUGGGACCUCACAUGUCUCACCAAAGUCUUCCUGCAACAAGAAGCAUUCUGGAUAAUUCCACUGAGAGAAAACAGGCCAUCCGGAGAGGGGAAUGCUUCAUUAAAAAGCCUGUAAUCCCCUUUAUAGCUGCUUUUGAUUU
Messenger RNA from Epinephelus lanceolatus (giant grouper), 6228 nucleotides. RefSeq names its product La ribonucleoprotein 4B (gene larp4b). Gene Ontology annotation, cellular component: cytosol; cytoplasmic stress granule. The record is from RefSeq and is a predicted model, not a curated record. Gene Ontology annotation, biological process: positive regulation of translation. Lineage: Eukaryota; Metazoa; Chordata; Actinopteri; Perciformes; Serranidae. Gene Ontology annotation, molecular function: mRNA 3'-UTR binding.